Chaetomium fimeti is the source of this 1149-nucleotide messenger RNA. RefSeq lists its product as uncharacterized. Gene Ontology annotation, molecular function: phosphatidate phosphatase activity. The record is from RefSeq and is a predicted model, not a curated record. Gene Ontology annotation, cellular component: actin cortical patch. Bases 1 to 1149 code for a protein of 382 amino acids. The transcript has 4 exons. NCBI's taxonomy places the organism in Eukaryota, Fungi, Ascomycota, Sordariomycetes, Sordariales, Chaetomiaceae.
AUGUCCUUCCGGCGCGCCACAUCCUCCUUAAUGGAGGAACGAACACGAACGCAUGGCCACUUCAGCGACACAGAGUCGUCUCUGGCGAGCGUCUCCACCAACCAAGCGCAAGCGUCGCGCAAAGAGCACAAGCUGACCCACCUGCUCUCGUACCUCGGCUCCAACAACCCGCUGCCGGCGUCCAUCGCGGCCGACGACGUGGUCUGGCUGAUGGACAACGUCGCGUUUCGGGGCCGCGGGGGCGAGUGGGAGGCCGAGUUCGUCGCGGCCGCCUUCGACCAGAAGGCGUCGACCAAGGUCGUCGACAUUGUGGGCGACAUCGCCAGCAAGGUGGGGCUGUCGCGCGGCGGCGAGGAGGAGAAGACCAUCGAGCGGCGCAUCUCCCCCUUUGUCAUGGAGAUUUUGCCCGGCCGGCAGAUCAAGGUCAACUUCGACGGCGCCACCCCCGUUAAGCUCGGCCCGGGAGGCAGGAACGGCAUCAGCAGCAAUGUGAUCAGGAUUCCGAAGGCCGCGGCCGGGGGAGUGGCGAGAUCGACGGCGGACGUGCCGAUGGGGGUGCUGGGCGUGCUCGACAUGAAGACGGUGUACGUGGAGCCGGAGGGGUGGGCGGUGAUCUCAGAUGUGGACGACACAAUCAAGAUCACCCAGACGAGUGAUCCCGUCGGGAUCCUCAAAUCCACAUUCGUGUCCGAACCUACGCCAGUUCCAGGCAUGCCAGAGCUCUAUGCACGUAUCCAGGAGCUCCUGACACCGUCCGCGCCCUUCUUCUACCUCUCAGCCUCCCCCUACAACCUGUAUCCGUUCCUUCGUAACUUCCGGGACGCCCACUUCCCACACGGGCAGUUGAUCCUCCGGGAUUCCAGCUGGAUGACGCUCUCCGGGCUCCUCUCCAGCCUGACCCUGGGAACCGAGAAGUACAAAAUCGAGAGAAUUAAGAAGGUCCACCGGUGGCUGCCGCGGCGGAACAUGAUCUGCAUCGGAGAUUCGACGCAAAGCGAUCCCGAGGCUUACGGCGACGCCUGCAGGGCCUUUCCGGGCUGGAUCAAGCUGGUCCUGAUCCGAAAGGUGAAGGACAUUGCCGCGAUCGGCAUCGAGGAGAAGAACGAGCCGCAGCGAUUCGAGAAGGCUUUCGAAGGCGUUCCCAAGUAA